This is a messenger RNA of Sphaerodactylus townsendi, 3223 nucleotides long. RefSeq names its product zinc finger DHHC-type palmitoyltransferase 22 (gene ZDHHC22). The coding region runs from base 123 to 950 and encodes 275 amino acids. NCBI's taxonomy places the organism in Eukaryota, Metazoa, Chordata, Lepidosauria, Squamata, Sphaerodactylidae. Gene Ontology annotation, biological process: protein palmitoylation. Gene Ontology annotation, cellular component: Golgi apparatus. The transcript has 3 exons. The record is from RefSeq and is a predicted model, not a curated record. Gene Ontology annotation, molecular function: palmitoyltransferase activity.
CACGUUGCCGCUGCUGCUGGAAAGGGGGGGAAAGACAGCAGCUGGCCUGAAGCUCCGCGGCGCACAGGGCGGCCGGUGCUGAAGGGACCGCGGCUUCUUAUUAUCCAGGAAUGUGACCUACCAUGCUAGUUCUCAGGUUCCUCAAUGUGGUGGCUCCAGCCUACUUCCUGUGCAUCUCUGUGGUGACCUUCAUCCUCCAGCUCUUCCUCUUCAUUCCCACCAUGUUUAAAGACCCUUCCACCACCCCGCUGUUCUCCUCUGCUCUGCUGCAUGGAGUUCUCUUCCUCUUCCUCUCAGCCAAUGCUCUGGGUAACUACAUCCUGGUGAUCCAGAACUCACCAGAGGAUCUCAGCAAAGGCCUGAACUUGGGCUCAGGAGGUGAAGCAGUGGCCAACUGGCCGAAUGGAAACAGGAUCCCUGGCUCAGCUUUGCCCGGCACCCACUUCUGUAGACUAUGUGCCAGAGCCACUCAAAAGCAUGACCAUCACUGUUUCUUCACAGGGAACUGCAUUGGUAGCAGAAAUAUGCGGAACUUUCUCAUGUUCUGCCUGUACACCUCUUUGGCUUGCCUUGAUUCCCUUGUGACUGGGGUGGCUUACAUUUCGGCAGCACUAUCUACAUCCUUCACCAACCCAUUGGCUUUCCUGACUCUCCUGCCUCAUUCCAUCAGCCAGUUCUUCUCAGGAGCUCUUCUUAGCUCAGAAAUGUUUGUCAUCCUCAUGCUGUAUCUCUGGCUGGGAAUUGGACUCGCCUGUGCUGGCUUCUGCUGUCACCAAAUGCUGUUGAUCUUGCGGGGACAAACGCGACACCAAGUGCGGAAGGGGACAGUGGCACGAUCUCGGACCUGGAGGAAGAACCUACAGGAGGUCUUCGGGAAGAGGUGGCUGCUCGGACUUCUCAUUCCCGUGCUCAAUGUCGGAAGUGAUUAUCACAGGCAGAAGGAGAAGUGAUGCCUCCCAGCACACCUAAGUUCACUUGCGCAUGCACGCACACCUGGACGUGGGCACACACACAUUUGCUGUCUGUAAGGGAAUGUGUCACUCGAGGUGUUUGUACUUUUCUCCCAUCUCCUAGCCUUGCAAGCUAUCAAAGCAGAAGGCGAUUAGCAAACAAGCUGGGAUCAUGCCCCGUUUUAGGAGAGGAGGCUGGUCACCGACCAUGCAGGGAGCAAUAAUCUCCAGGGUUGCUAAAAGUAUUCACCAGAUCUUCCCUUGAGCCACUGAAUCAUUCCCACACUUCCCACCCCCUCUCCCUCCAUCAUCCCGCCCCACCUGUCUUGCAUGCUUAGGAGCUGGAGUGUGAUCUCAAAAGCAGUCUGGGUUGCUGUGUGUGGGUAGGUUGUAAGUACAGCCAAGGGCUUCCCCUGGGAUUUGCCCACUGCAUUAGUUGCGGCUUUCUACAGCUUGAAUAUAGCAAGCUGCCUGUGUCACCAGAACAGCCUCGUGUGGUCGGUCAGGACCUCUUCAGAACGAAAUCUGCUGGGGAGGCAGAUGGAGGCUGCCCGCCAGUCUCCGAAAUGGAAAGCACUUCUCUGCCCAUUUUCUAACCACCUUCCUCCAUUCCAGUGGCCAGAGAUAGCAGUUAAUAGCUGGGCCAGAUCUGCUGGCUGACAGGCUGUUUUUUUGUGUGCUCGCAAGAAUCAGACUCAUUUUCAAGCCUCCUGCCCUGAUCCCUGCCUGAUAGCAGCACUCCAAGCCCGCCUGGUUCCGAGAUCAACGGGCAGGAUUACUGGGGUUGAGCAGAGUGAUACUGAGCCAGGAGAGAAAGGGGCUGUGGAUGGAAAGGUCGCGCUUGAGAGUGUGCUAAUGUUACAGUCCUGGGGACUGCUAAGGCAGGGGUGCAGAGGAGAAUAUGUGCGAUUAGAGGGGAGUGAAUAGGCAGAGCUGUGAAAAGACCAAACAGAGAGAGGGAUUGGUCUGGAGACUCUGGAAGACAGGCUGGCGUCAGGCAGGAGUGUUUUCCCCCCUCCCCCACAAAAAAUGUCACGUGAGAAGCAUCACUGCUUAGGUGGAUAGACUUAACCCACUCUUGCUGCACAGGGUUUAGUGGGGUUUGUAGCAUUUUAAAAACCUAACAAGGCCAGCAUGAUCAGAAACAACAUUGGGGGUGGGGGGGGUGGGGUUAAAAAGAGAGAAUCAGGCUAUUAAAAUGGACCAGGGACAUUCGUGGCCCCAACCGAGAGCAACAAGGACAAUAAGCGGAGGUUUUCUUGCUGACUCCUCCAGUGAUGCCACAGGCCAGCAUCUGAACUGAGUGGCAGAUCCUGGCCACCAGUAGUGUGGGAGGAGGCAGUGGAAAAGUCUCCACCCAUUGUUGUUGUCCCCCAGCUGGGUGCAUUCCCAGAAGCCCCUGAGGCCUGGCUGGUGGCUGGCUGACAGCAGCCCUGUGGGAUAGGAAUCUGCCAGUAAUUUCCUGAGUGAGUUUGAAGGGUCAGCCAUUCCCUGGACAGCAGAAGUGUGUAGCAGCAUCAAGGGCAAGAAUCCACGCAGCGUUCCACUCGGCCCUCUCAGGAGUCCAGAAAUGCCUGGACCACUUUCAGCUCUCAAGGCCAUCAUAAAAAUAAAUCAAUGACAACACAUGAUGCACAUUAAAACAAGUUGUGAAACCUGUCAAAUGUCAACUAAAUUAACAAGUGUCUAAGUCUGAGAUUCCCUUUCAUAACACUGUUAGGUCCCCCGCUAUGGUGGAGAUCUCCCACCAGCAGCCCUUUUUUUUUUCAGCGCCACUCAGAGAUGUGGCAGGAUACUUAAAAAACAACAACAGUGACUUUGCUACAUUACCUCUGGGGAAAACCCAGAAUGGACUAAGAGUAGCUUUAGGAAUUGCUGGAAACUCUAUGCUGCACCCCGGAAUUUCUGGCAACUCUUAGAAUUACCCUACAUCACUCCUGAGUUUGCAUCAGAAAUGACACACUGACAUCACUAUUGUAACGGACAUCAAUCUCUGCUCCUGCCCCCAAAUCUACUUUUGAGUUUGAGAUCCAGGCCCUCCUGAACAUUCUCCCCUUUAUUGCCCCUGCUUCUUUCCUCCAGGUCUCUUAGAGGCUACCAUCUUUCUCCAUCUUAUGAGUAAAUUAGUAUGAGAUAUAAUUAUGCAAGGGACAGACAGCAUCCAAGUGAGGGCAGUGGCGUACAUAGGCAAACUGGAGCCCUGGGCAAAACCUGAGUUUGAUGCCCCCCCCCCCACUGGGCGGCCACCCUCCCCCACCGUGACCAAACAAUGA